UAUACUUGUGAGUGUGUUCAUGUGUGCAUGCAUUCAAAAUUGGGAGUGGUGAGACAGGUACCUCCCUGAGAUUGCAGAUCCUACCUGCGUAGGCAGAUUUCACUUGUCGACUAGGAGUCGACAUGUACUGAAGUUGUCUGCAGGAGAGACAUAUCUCAGUGACUACGGAACAAACAGAGAAGACGAUACAUGAUCGAUUGACUAUGAGUGAGCAGUUGAGAGGGAGCUCCUAUGGGUCCUCGCCCCAAGAGCUGAGACUUAUUCUUUUGGGAAACAUUGGAUGUGGCAAGACCUCUUCGGCGGACACUAUCCUUGGCCAGCUGUCACCCAUCUCUCCCACUGCCUCCAGGAGCUGCCAGCUGCGACAGGGCAUCUCUGAGGGCAGGGGUUUGACUGUGGUGGAGGCGCCGAGAUGGUACUGGACCGGCGGGAAGAUGGAGGAAAGUGUCAGGGAGGAGACGGAGCGAGCGAUGACGCUGGUUGCACCAGGCCCACAUGCUAUUUUGCUGCUGGUUCCUGUUGGCCAAUUCACAGAGAUGGAAUGUCGUGUGCCUGCAGAGCUGGAGGAGGCAUUUGGGGAGGAGGUGCUGGAUCACACCCUCGUCCUGCUGACCUGUGGGGACUACUUGAUGGGAAGAACACUGGAGGAAUACCUGCAGAAAGAACACCCAGGCCUGAGGCAGAUGAUUGAGAGCUGUGGGGGAAGGUGCCAUGUCUUCAAUAAUCGUCAGCGUCAGGACAGGGAGCAAGUCCGGGAGCUGCUGGAUAAGGUGGACAACAUGGUGAAGAGAAGUGGGGUAUACUAUAUGAGAACAGCCCAGGAGAGAGAGCUGGAGAAACGAGUGAAAGAGAGAAAGCGGGAACUUAUGGAAACAUACAGAGCUCAGAGAAGAGAGCCCGUCGCUUCAACGCACAUCUUAAACACAGAAACACGAAGGAGUGUGGAUCGUGUGGAUAGAGGAGAGGAGUACAGCACCAUCUUGGAGAGGAGGAGAGAAGAGAGGCAUGAAACAGAGGAAAGUGUGGGUGUGAGGCAAAGAUCUAACGGGCUUCAUUCAACUCCAGCACCAGAGCAACAGUCCUAUUCAGAGCCGCAUGAUGACAGACAGUUCAAGAGGACUCCCAGCUUCAAAUUAAAUGCAGAUGGAGCUAUACUCUCACAAAUGUCUGAGGGUAAAUCAACUCCCAAAGUGGUCACUACUUUACACCACAGAAUGAACAGCUUUGAAGAGAGAUCCCCUGAGGCAUCUCCGACCUCCUCUCCUUAUUCGCCUGUCUUUACCUCUUCCCCCUCCUCGCCAACCUUUACCUCUUCUCCCACCUCAUUCCCCAGAUCCUCCUCUCCAACCUCAUUCCCCAGAUCCUCUUCUCCCACCUCAUUCCCCAGAUCCUCCUCUCCUACCUCAUUCCCCAGAUCCUCCUCUCCAACCUCAUUCCCCUCGUCCUCCUCAUCUUCUUCAUCCUCUCCGGAGCUGCGCCUGGUGCUGUUUGGGCGAUCUGGAUCAGGGAAGAGUACAGCUGGCAACAGCAUACUGGGGCGGGAGGUGUUUGAGUCAUGCCCAGACAGCCUCACAGCAGUCACUCAGGAGUGUGAGAAAAAGAAAUCCAUGGUUGAGGGAAGACAGGUGGCAGUAGUGGACACCCCAGACUGGUACAAUUCAGAGCGAGCUCCAGAUGAGGUGCGAGCUCAGAUCUCCUCCUGUGUUGCUUUGUCCAGCCCCGGCCCUCAUGCCUUCCUCAUGUGCGUCCCCUUAGACCAGCCUGCAAAGACCGAACUGAAGGCUCUUGAGGCCCUUGAGAAUGUUUUUGGCCCCGAGGCGGUCCAGAGACACACUAUUCUCCUCUUUACUUACGCAGAUAAACUGAGGGAGAGUGGGAAGGCAGGCAGUGACAGCGUGGAGGCAUACAUUGCUGGUCAGCGGAGGGAUUUGUUAAAGCUCGUGGAGAAAUGCGGGGACAGGUUUCAUGUGAUGGAGACAGGAGGAGGUUGGAGGGAGAGGAGGAACGUGGCAGAGCUGCUAGAGAAGGUGGAGCAGACAGUGAAGGAAAGUGGAGGACAGUGUUAUUCUCAUCCUGCUUUUCAAGAGGCAGAGACCAGACUGAGGCAGAGACAGGUGCAGCUAGCAAGGGAGAGAAGGGGAGAAAUAGUGGAGCAAGACAGACUGGCAGACGAUAAACAGCUCAGCUCUGAAAGGCGGGUUCUCUAUCCAUAUAUGCAGACUGUGGCUGAGGCAGAGGAGGAAGUGUUAGAGGAUGAGAUUGAGAAAACAAGGGAUGAGGCAGAGAUGAGUGUAAAAACAAUGAAUAAUGAGAGCCUUCCUCCUAUUACACGUUCCACCAUGUCCCCUUCACUUCUUCGUUCCAUUAUGGAGAAAAUGGAGUCCAGUGCAAAGAUGUUACCCAAACUUUUGGCAGAUAGCUCUGUGUGGGUUGGUGAGGGAGCAAAGAAGGUGAAAGAUAGUCCGGUGUGGGGGACAGUCGGCACUACAGCAAAAAAUGUCCAGAAGAUUGUGGCUGAUAGUCCUGUGUGGGGGAAGGUGGGAGCUGGUGCUGGACAUGUGUCCAAACUAGUAGGAGAUAGAGUUCCCAAGUCAGUGGUGGAUGGUUCUGCAUGGGUGGGAUCUGGAGCAAAGGCAGCAGCAGCUAGUCCAGUUUGGGGAAAAGUUGGUUCAGGGGCCAAAUCAGGGGCCAAAAUAGUGGCGGAAAACUCCAUGCGUGUCGGAUCUGGGAUUGGAGCCGGGGCAAAGAAUUUGGCGCAGAGUCCUGUGUGGGGAAAAGUAGGAUCUGGGGCCAAAACUGGAGCUAAAAUGAUGGCUGACGGCUCUGUGCGACUUGGAGCUGGAAUUGGUGCUGGUGCAAAGAAGGUGGCGCAGAGUCCAGUGUGGGGGCAGAUUGGCUCUGGGGCAAAAUCAGGGGCCAAAAUGGUGGCUGAGAGCCCAAUGUGGGAGAAAAUUGGGAAUACUGCUAAACAGGUGCCCAAGGUAGUCAUAGGGGGCGCAGUGCUGGGUCUGGUGCUUGGUGUGCUUUUGGGGGGGGUGAUUGGCGGAGCUAUCGGGGCAGCUGCUGGAUCUGCGGUAACUGAGGUGGGCAGACGAAAAUUCAGCAACAAAAACACUUUAGAAAAGACGGAUGAAGCUGCAAAAAAUGUGGCAAGAACAGUGAAUGAUAGCAUUGACUCUCUGGUAAAGCAAGGAGAGAAAGUAUUGAAAACUGAAUGAACAGCUGAAUUGUUCAUGUAUAUAAAAUGUAAAACACAUGUAAAAACAUUAAGUUGAAUUAGUACCAUCAAAGUGCAUAAUUCCAAAACAGUGACACAUAUAUUUGUUUAUUUUGACAGAUUGAUGAUGUGUGAAACAUACACUUUUCUAUUAAUCUUUCUUUCUGUACUAAUAGACUGCAUGUUACAGGACUCAUUUCAGAAUACUUGUGUCAAAAUGUAUUAACUAUUAUAUAAACAGAUGCCUUAAGACAAAUCCAAACUGUAAUUUUUUUCCAUUAUUUUUUUAAAGGUCCAAUGUGUUGGAUGUCUGAAUAUAUAGGCAAUAAUGGAAUGUAAAAUGUUUUUGGCGUAUAGUCAUCGGAAAAUAAGAAUCGUGUUUUUGUUACCUUAGAAUGAGCCGUUCGUUCAUGGAGUCUGCCUUGUUGCACCACCAUGUUCUGCAGCAGCCCAGAUCAAACACUGGCGCGUUUUUGUGUUGGCCACCGUAGUUGGCAGCCUCUCAGCGACGAGCAGUGUUGAGAAAAAUCCAGAUUCUAUAAUGUGAAACUGCUUUAUUUAGUGUUUUGCCAAUUUAAAAUGCUGGGUCUGUUUAUUUUGAAAUGGAGGAGACCUCUGCAGACAAUCGGCUCCUGCUAAAGACCUCCUGAACGCCUUGAUCAGAAAUAAGGUGUACACACAUUAGCAGGGGCUGGGCAAGCAGCCCAUCUCUGACAUGCCUAGACACUGAUUUGUAACGUAAAACUUCAUUCAUACUUCAUUCAACUUUUUUUUUAACUGUUAUUAAUCAUCUGGUCUCUAUGCUUUGGAGAGGAAGAGACUUCUGCUGAUAAUUCGGCUCCUGGUGAAAACCUCCUGAUGCCACUGAACUCCCCUAAAUCGUACACAUUGGACCUUUAGGUUUCCUUCCAGCAGCUUAUAAAUAAAGUUGGGUGUGACGUUUUUUCAAAGGGUGAAUGUCACUCACACUAAAUGGUAUGUUCUAGAUAUGAUUUUGACAAAAUGAACUUGGCUAAACUUGGCUAAAUUGAUUUUGUUUGUGCAAGUGACAAACACUUAGGUGCUUGUCCUAUAUACUGUUUGCAAGAUGUCAUUCUGUAAGAAAAUAGAAAAUAUUUUGAACCUAUGAUUUAUUAUAAUUUCCUUUUCAUUUCUUAAUGUCUGAAUACUGUGCUAUGAGUGCUAGUAGUGCCUAAUAAAAAAAAGAACA
Epinephelus lanceolatus (giant grouper) is the source of this 4427-nucleotide messenger RNA. RefSeq names its product GTPase IMAP family member 8. NCBI's taxonomy places the organism in Eukaryota, Metazoa, Chordata, Actinopteri, Perciformes, Serranidae. The record is from RefSeq and is a predicted model, not a curated record. Gene Ontology annotation, molecular function: GTP binding.